Molecule: messenger RNA, 2816 nt
Organism: Exophiala xenobiotica
Lineage: Eukaryota; Fungi; Ascomycota; Eurotiomycetes; Chaetothyriales; Herpotrichiellaceae
Exons: 1
Coding region: 470-2434 (654 amino acids)
Biological process (GO): protein polyubiquitination; positive regulation of proteasomal ubiquitin-dependent protein catabolic process; ubiquitin-dependent protein catabolic process
Cellular component (GO): ubiquitin ligase complex; cytoplasm
Molecular function (GO): ubiquitin conjugating enzyme binding; ubiquitin protein ligase activity; zinc ion binding
Source: RefSeq, a predicted model, not a curated record
CCCCUUAUCACAGCUCGAGAGGUAGUCGUCAUGCUACCCUUCGACUGCGAUGUGCAAUUCCUUAGUCGCCCUGGACGCAUUUGAGGUCGAGUUUGACUUGUCUUCGGAGUGGAAAUGCUCGGUUGCGUAUUAGCCAAUGACGGCUGCAGCAUGAAUGGCUGCUAAGGCCGCAGCGAGAACGACGUCGGACGGCGCAUCGUUAUCCCAGCCUCAGGCUGCAAAGCCAGCUGGCUUGCUGCUAUUGGUUGCCUUGCUAUGCGCUGUGUGCUUUUCCAUCAAAUUUUUGUCAUCAGGACAUAUAGCACAUGGCUCCAAGAGGACGCCAAUCUUCCUGUCCCUCCAUUCGCAAGGUGUGCUUUGCGCCACCCGGUGAUUGGCCAAGGUGGUUGCAUCGCGGCCCAAAAAGCCACACGUUUUCGUGCUGGUCACGCAAGUUGUGUUUGCUGACGCAGGCAAGCAAGCUUUGUCGAUGGCAGGGGGCGAGGUGAAAAAGAAGAGAAGUCAUCACAGACAUGGUGACACCCGUGCUUCCAAAUCACACAAGAGGUCCGAGAAUGACCGUGCGACGACGAAAUCCUCCGCCGCCACCGAUCGCCCUGCCGAUAUCGAGGCUCUGCGAAAGGCGAGACUCGAACAUCUAGCAAAAUCGCCCGAGGAAAAGCGGAAAGACAUGAAAUAUGAAUAUGUCAAGUCCACGAAGACUGUGUCGCUUGUGGGUGUGGACAAAGAGAAGCGAUACAGACUAGUCAGAGAUUCCAGCCCGGAAGGAGAGCGUUCGCAGCCGUCGCGGACGUCGACGAGGCGCACGAAAGAUGACGGCCGGGCGAGGCGAGACAACGGCGAAGAUGAAUACGUUUACGGGAAGAGCGAACGAGACACCGUCCGCAAAGAAGCACAGUCAAGAUCUGCCGCGAAGCCACAAUCGAAGACGAAUGGAUCAGUCACGGCGAAACCAGCAGAGAGACGGCGCAUGCCGGAGCGCAGGCAUACAGAACUGGCACGACGGAGGGAGUCGCAUGAAGAUGACGAAGAAGAGGAGCCCCCAGACACAGCUCGGGUACAUCGCACUGGCUCGAGGCGACAGAGUGAUGCACAGGAUCCUCCUACGUUAACUCGGCGGAGUACAGUCUCGGUCGAGAAGCCGCAAAGGUCGCCGCUGAAGAGGAGCGCAACAACAACAACAACAACAACAACAACAACAACAACAACAACGACCAGACCCAAGACGGAAGUCAGCAGUAUAAGGACAGUGCAAACUGCUGAUCCUCAUAGGAAGGCGGCUGGGCUCUUUGGUGGGAUUUUACUCCCAAACCAGGAGCCACCGAAGAGAGUCCCGUGUCUGACAUGCGGCGCCGACGACGUUCCCAUUUCCAAGUCCGCUAGACUACCUUGCACUCACCGCAUGUGCCAUUCGUGCCUGAAGCGCAUCUUUACCAUGUCGGUCAAGGACCCUGCUCACAUGCCGCCUCGAUGUUGUACGGAUCAACAUAUCGAUCUGAAGCACGUUGACAAGCUCUUCGAUCAGAAGUUCAAGGUCUUGUGGAAUCGCAAAUACGCUGAAUUCAAGACGAAGAACCGCAUAUAUUGCCCGGCUCGGAAAUGCGGCGCCUGGAUCAAACCGCACUAUAUCAAGGUUGAGAAUGGCCGGAAAGUCGGGCGGUGCAAGCAAUGCAAAACACGGGUGUGCGGCAUAUGUUCGCAGAAAAUGCACGUCUCGCGGGAGUGUCCGAAGGAUCCGGAGACGAAAGCCUUCGCCGAAGUCGCCAAGGAGAAGGGCUGGCAGCGAUGCUACAGCUGUUCUGCCAUGGUCGAGCUCAAAGAAGGCUGCAACCACAUGACUUGUCGGUGUACAGCGGAAUUCUGCAUGGUCUGUGGCCUGAAGUGGAAGUCGUGCGAUUGUCCUUGGUUCAACUAUCAGGCCGUCGAUGCACAUCUUGGUGACCCUGUCCGGUAUCAGGAGGAGAUUGACAGGCGAAGAGAUCAAGUCGACAGAGACGAGGAGCUGGCUCGGCGGAUGCAGCAGAUGGGCCUGGGCGACGACGCCGGGCGGUUUGAUGGCUUCGGACGGGGUAACGCCGGCAAUGAUCAUAUGAACCAGAACUUCAUCCAGCAGGCGCGAGAGGCAUUGACGGCGAACUAUGCUCAGGCUGGACAAGCAGCGCGAGACCUCAUCAAUGGGCUUGUGAUGGGUCGGGAGAAUCGCAUGCCGGGGAUGCCGUUGCAGGUGGAUCAGAUGCUUGAAAUGCUCGGGCAGCGUGGUGCGCCAGAUCCGGCGGAGGAAGACCAGGGUCAAGAUGAUGGGCGUAGACCCGCUCGAAGAGUUACCGCGAGGCGGAGGAACGUCGUACAGGAUGCUGCUGGUGGGCAUCGUGUGGUUAGGGAGACGGACGAGGAGAGACGCAUUCGAGAUUGGGCGAACAGUGUGCCUGCAUGACUACCCGAAGGUACCGGUAGCUGAGUGUUGUUCGAUGUAUCAACGCUUGGCUGUUUUCUCUAGCACUGAACUGGUGCGGUAGAAACGCAAGUCGUCGAACAGUGGGAUGCGGAAGGGAAGGCAGUCGGAAAGUCUUUGCUAUAUGGACCACUGGCAUGAUUGUGGAAUUGGGUUAUAACGUGAUAUUGAACGAUUUACGACGAGGUUUAUUUCUGGGCAGUUCGGGAUACCCUUUCGGAUAGGUUGUGGCUUUCUUUGGAGAGAUACAGGGUUUGUACAUGAGUGAUGACUUAUAUAGUGAUGUCGAUACAUUCUGAUAUUUUGACCUCAUCACGGCGGUGAUGAUUACUAGUAUGUUUUAAGAUAUCUAUCUGUCUCUUGA